Molecule: messenger RNA, 3913 nt
Organism: Nymphalis io (European peacock)
Lineage: Eukaryota; Metazoa; Arthropoda; Insecta; Lepidoptera; Nymphalidae
Product: SUZ domain-containing protein 1-like
Exons: 3
Coding region: 1-597 (198 amino acids)
Source: RefSeq, a predicted model, not a curated record
AUGGCGGCGCAAGAUGAAGUUGACGUAUGUGAAAGUUGGGAGGAUAUGGACGAAAUUGGCUUAGACCGGAAGAUCAAACUUAUGUCUAGUGUUCCACCGCUGAAAGGUUGCAAGGUUACAAGCGUAAUUGUAGAAGAGAGCGCGUGUAUUGGGUCUCAGUGCGUUAUGCCGGAGCCAGCUAUUCGUAUAUUAAAGCGUCCGUCGUCAUUGGGAAGCGGGCAGCUUAAUGGAGAAAGCCGCGCGCGCCCUGUAAAAACAUUGGAACAAAGGCAGAAAGAGUAUGAGGAGGCUCGUUUAAGGAUACUCGGCGAAGCGCGAAGCCCAGAGGACGUUAUCGAUGAUAAAGUUACAAUUUGUUUCAGCCUCACCCGGCUACAAGAUAAAUUACAAGCAAACAAUCUCAAUGAAAAUCAAAGUGGUGGUAAAAGUAAAAACUGUCACAAUGAUAAUAAUAAGAGCAAAGAGAAAAAAGUCCUUGUAAGGUUACCACCGGGUGCUACUGUAGCUGGUGUCUACCCUUCACCCCCACCACCUGGAGUCCUUGUUAUUAGAACUCCUAGAGGUCCAGAUGGUACCAAAGGUUUUGUGCGGAGGUAGCAGUACAUUUAUGCUAAUAUUAAUAUUAUUAUAAUCCAUCCAAUAAUUUCAUCAUUAUAGUCCAUUGGACUUAUAUGUUUUGGAAGGUAUGAAAAGUGGUUAUGUUAUUUCACAAUUUCUUAACACAACACAUAGUCUUAUUCCUUCUUAUUACUUUAAUAAUACUGUAUUUGUAUCACAUAUUGUGAUUAUAUAAACAAUAUACUGUUAAUACAAUUGAAACUUGCAAUCAUUAAGUUUCUACUUUGCGAGUAAAUAUUCUCAAUAUAAAUGCCAAAGAAGAAAUUGUGAAAUAUACAACUAAUUAUGAGUGCUCAUUUCAGGGAACAAAUUAUAUAUAUUGUAAUGUUACAAUAUUUUAGAUAGACAACAAAUUUAUGAGAUAGACCCACUCAAAGUCAAUCGAAAGAGGUUUGAAUCAAAAUGUAUUAUUAAAAAUUCAUAUUUUAAAAAUUGCCACUCAUUCUUAUGUCAAGGUGUUAGAUUGUUGAAUAAUUCAGUCAUAAUGUUUAUUCAUUAUUUAUACAGUUCAUAAUUAUCGAUAUUACUUUUAAUACUUUAUUACAUUCCACAUAAAAAUUGAAGAAAGUUGCCUCAAGGGAUAGCAUGUGUGGUUUUUAAAUGAGCACAUAACUUUUAUAAAUGAUUACUUUUCUAAUUGAUGAAUCAGAAAAACGAAAUUUAUCUAUGUGUGUGUUGUGAAAGGUAUUUAUUAUGUAUAUACAGUUGUGGUCAUAUAAUUAAGAACGAUUUGAUUUUCCAGAUUUUUUUUAUCUAAAUCAUGUCCUGUGUUGUUAUGUAUUUCUUCUUAAAAGUAACUAGUUACGUUAUGAAAUAGCGACAUGAAUAGAGUGAACGGUAUUAGUAAUAUAGAGUAAAAUCGUUAACAAUUUUUUUUUUUUACAAAUUUUAUUUAUUCUCUAUAGUAACAAAUUCAAAUAGUAAUGCUGCACAAAUAAAUAAGAACGAUUUAUUAAAUUGCUCUGAGAGUUGUUUUAUAUGAAAAUUAGAUUAAAUAAAUCACAAGAAGUGAUUAAAAUAAAAAUUAAUAGUUAGUCGCAAAAAAAGCGGAGAUGGCCUAGUGGUUACAAUGCGUGAAUCUUAACUGAUGAAUGUGGGUUCAAACCCAGGCAAGCAAUAAAAUAUUCUAUUCUCAGCUUAUUAGACCCUUUUAAAAGGAUUUUGUUUUGCCAAACAAAUGAUGUGUCAAUUGUCUCGACUUAAUGACUUUCUCUGUUUAGGUACACGCAAGACAUUUGAAGUAGUUUGAUAUGUGGUAAAAUACUUCACAGUGUGGAAAAUCAUCAUUUUUGAUCAUUGCAGAUGGUAGGCUAUCUUUUUACACGACCAAUUCUUCUCGCGAAGUUUUUUUUUUACUUACCUUAUACAUUUUUCACAACUUUUAUUUUUCCCCAUUGUUUUCAUAUGAAGCAAUCACCUUUAAGACUUUUACAGCACUAGAUGGAGUCAAAUAAUAUUAAUAGUAACCUACAACCACAGAGCCACAGUGUGUUCUCUAUUUAAAUUCAAAUAAAAAAAAAACUAUUCAGUAUUUUUAAUUAUGUGACCAGCCAGUAAGUAUUUUAUUGGUUCAGAUCUAAUCUAUAAAGUUUAUCUAUUUAUUUUUUAGCCAAUCAUGUGUAUGUAUCAAUGAAAAAAUAAAAAAAUUAAACUAAAGGAAUAAUAAUUAUUUUUUUGUGGAAUGUAAUAUGUGAGACAAUACUCAUUUAUAUGUAUAAAUGAAUAUGCAGAAAUCUUGGCCAAGCUUAAUAUUAUUCGAGGCAAAGAAAAAAAAUUAUGGUGUAAGCCUCUUUAUUCAUCAGCUUAAUAACAUACAAUAAUGUUACAUAAAGUACAUAUAAUUACAUAUAAAUAACCUUCUCCUCAAAAAGAGGAGAGGAGGCCUUUAGCCCAGCAGUGGGACAUUCACAGGCUGUUACGGUAAUUAGCGUUGCAGAGGAGUUACUUGAAGAGCCAUUGGUUGCCUUGUUGGACUAGUGGCUAUAUAUGAGGCCACAGACUGAAAUCUUUAGUUCAAACCUCAGCCUGUUAGCUCACAACUGGUUUAAAAAGUUAUUGGGUUUUUCUGCCAUCCCAUUGGAUUAUGAGAGUGAGGAAAUAUUGAGUGCAUCUGUGUUUACCCACACACUUGUGGGCUAAUCAUGCCAGAGAUUACAAGAUUUAUUUUUAAAAAACAUGCUUACUUUAAGAAAUCUCAGUGUUGUUUGCAGUUUAAGAAUUGUCUUACAUUUGAUCUUUCAUUUAAUAUGCCUCUAAUAUCCACUUUAUCAUUAUCAAAAGCCUUUAUAUAAGAAUUUGUGGUAAUUAUCCAUAACUUAUUGUUUUUCAUACCUCUUGCCCUGGAGUUUUUUUGUGCUAAAUGAUACGAAAUCUUUUAUAUCUAGCUUUUUUACAUAAUUAUAAAAUGUUAUAGUGUAAGAAUAAUGUCAUUUGUAUAUUUUAGGCUAUUAUUGUUCUAGUUUAAUGUGUUUACUGCUUUAAAAUUCUGAUAUCAUCGAAAGAAUUAUGUUAAAGAAACAAUAACAUUGAUAUUAAGACUUAUAAAGUUUCAAAGUAAAUCUAAUGUGGGGUGCUUUACGUCCCUAGAGCAGGUGUCAACAUCUUAAUUCUCAUGGUGCACAAAGCUUUAUCGGAAAUUUUAUAUCUUGUCGUGUCUUUGUAUGACUGAUAUUGUCAUGUAUAUUUGGAGUACACAACUACGACCAUACAGCCUAGUCAUUUGUUUAGUUGUUUUGGGAACAAUAUAAUGAAACUUGUAAGAAAACCUUCUUGGAGACAAUCUUUAAACUAAAUUGAAUAAAGUUUCGAUGUAAUUGCACCGAGUGUGCAAAAUUUCAGCCUGAUUAAUUAGAGGAGACUACGGUACAUCUUGCAAAAUCCAUUGUCUAAAUUUGAAUAAAAUAAAUAAAAGCUUGUAACAUUUCAAAUAAUUUCUUCAUUUCUUGGCAACACUAGUCAUGACAGAUAUAAAUUUUCUUUUAAAGCUUUAUAUAUAAUUCAGUAAUAUUAUUUAGAUUACAGUUAUUAUGUAAAAUUCACAAUGUAUUUUGUUGAUUGAAAAAAAUUACGUUGAUUAUAUUAUCUGUCCUCUUCGUCAAGAAAAAAAAAGCUAUUCUUAACUGUGAUAAACAUUUUGAUGUAAUCUAAAUAAAAUCUGACAUUAAAUUUAGGUUAGCUUACCAUUAUACUUGAGGAUUGUGAUAUAGAAAUAAUCAUCUAUAACAAGCCUUAUUAUCCCAUCUUUUAUUUAAAAAAUAGGUUAAUAAAUAAUAUAAUUUUAAAUAUUUAAAGAUUC